Cololabis saira (Pacific saury) is the source of this 3390-nucleotide messenger RNA. RefSeq names its product caldesmon 1b (gene cald1b). Gene Ontology annotation, molecular function: myosin binding; actin binding. Gene Ontology annotation, cellular component: actin cytoskeleton. Bases 229 to 2451 code for a protein of 740 amino acids. NCBI's taxonomy places the organism in Eukaryota, Metazoa, Chordata, Actinopteri, Beloniformes, Belonidae. The record is from RefSeq and is a predicted model, not a curated record. Gene Ontology annotation, biological process: actin filament bundle assembly; angiogenesis. The transcript is spliced from 18 exons.
AGGCUGAGAGAGACAGCGAUGGGAGCAGGGAGGCAGGCGUUGCCUUUUCUGGUAGUUAAAGUUGCUGAAAGAACAAGCAGGAAUUCUUUGAGUUGAAGAAGAGCUGAGAGAUAAACCAGAGUGUGGAGGCUGAUUUAUGACGAGAGUCCAGGCUGCCCAUGGACUCAACAGUAGCUGCUGCUGAGAUAUUGUAAACAGUGAGAAAAUAAGGAGCAUCUUUGGAGCAAUAUGGACAAUGACUUUGACCGCCGCAUGGAACUAAGGAGGCAGAGGAGAGAGCAGAUGCGCCAGGACGCUGAAAAGGGGGGAUUCACCAACGAUGAUGAUGAAGAAGAAACUCGGGAGCAAAGGAGGCGUGCAAGGGAGGAGAGAAAGAAGAUGAGAGAAGGAGAGGAGUCUGAAACAACGGAUGUAUUAAAUAAUAACAGUUUGACAGAGACGGAGUCUGUGGAGACCGGUGGUGCGGCAGACGAUGACCAGGUUCUGCUGGAGCGUUUGGCUAAGAGAGAGGAGCGCAGGCAGAAGAGAAUGAAAGAGGCUGUGGAGAGACAGAAGGAGGGUGACCCCACAAUCAGCGACAGCAACGGUACAGACGGCCCCCUGGAGGAGCCAUCCUCCAUCACCAUCACCAGCACACAUACAGAGGACACGGAGGGGAAAGAAGAGGAGGACCAGUCUGCUCAGGAACAGGUGGCAGAAAAUGACACUGGCAUCUGGGGGAAAGAUGGAAAUAACAAGAUGGAGGAUGAAAAAGUGGAGGAAUCUGAAGAUUCAAGUACCCCAGCCACAAGAAAUAAGGAGAAUGUUGAGGAGAAGAAUAUAGCAGUGGAGUUGGAGGUGGAGGUGGACGAGGCUCUGCAUCUCACUCUCGAAAAGAACGAAGACGAGGCUGUUCCUGAAGUUAAUGAUGAAGAAGAAAAGAGAAAGAAAGAGGAAAGGGAACAAGAGCAAAAAGAAAUGGAAGAAAAGCUAAGGAUAGAGGAGGAGGAGAAGCAAAAACUGGAAAAACUCCAGAGGGAGGAGGAAGAACAGCGGCUACGGGAAGAGGAAAACAGGAAGAAGAGGGAAGAUGAAGAAAAAGAAAGAAAACAGAUGGAGGACAAACUGAAAAAAGAAGAGGAGGAAACAGUGACAAGGGAGACGGAAGAGAGACAGAGGCAAGAAGAGGAAGAAAAACAGAAAAAUGAGAUGGAGGACAAGAAGAAAAGAGAGGAAGAGGAAAAACAGAGAAAAGAACUGGAAAAGAAGAAAAAGGAGGAGGAAGAGAAGAGGAAGAAGAAAGAGCAGGAGGAGAAAAAGAAAAAAGAAGAUGAAGAGAGACAAAAAAGGGAGAUAGAGGAGAAAAAGAAAAAAGAGGAAGACAAGCGAAAAAAGGAGAUGGAAGAGCGGAAGAAGAAAGAGGAGGAGGAUAAAUGUAAAAAGAGAGAGAUGGAAGAGAAGAAGAGGAAAGAGGAGGAAGAGAAGCGAAAGAGAACUGGCUUGAAAGACAAGACUGAACCAGGCAAACAGAACGGAGCUGUCACUGACAAUAAAUUUAAGAAAACAGAAAAGACAUCAAGGGAGGUUCCCACCACCAAGGCAGGUGACUCAGAGCGACUGGAGGCUGAGCGGAAGCUGCAGGAGUUGAAACUGCGACGAAACAAUGCUGAGAGCGAAGAGAUUGAGAAGAUGAAGCAGAAGCAGCAGGACGCAGAGGCCGAGCUGGAGGGGCUGAAGAGGAAGCGAGAGGAGAGGAGGAAGAUCCUGGAGGAGGAGGAGAGGCAGAAGAAAAAGGAGCAAGAGGAAAAGAAAGCCAAAGAGCAGGAGGAGAGAAAGAGGAUGAGGGAGGAGAUAGAGAAAAGGAGAGCAGAGGCUGCAGAGAAGAAGAAACAGAAAGAAGAUGACUCUGCAAAACCUGACUUUACAAUAAGUCCCAAAGGAUCCUCCAAGAUCGGUGAGAAGGCCGAGUUUUUGAGCAAGUCAGCCCAGAAAAGCACCACAGCCAGAGUGUCACACACUCCCAUUGUCUCCAAGAUUGGCAACAGAUUGAACCAGUACACAUCUGCCAUCCAGGGAAGCAAGGAGAUAAAAUCCCCCAAGUCUGCAGUAGCGGACAUUCCCACGGGAGGCACACGCAGCAUCAAAAACAUGUGGGAGAAAGGCAACGCUGGCAACGCUGGCAACGCUGGCAACGCUGGCAACGCUGGCAACGCUGGCAACGCUGGCAACGCUGGCAGCUCGCCUGAAACUCCAACUCCUGCAAACAAGGAUUCUGGUGUCAGAGCAGGUGUGGCAGGACGUGUCAAUAGUCCCAUGACAAAGCCUGCAGUAGAGAAGACAGCAGCACCAGCUCCUGCUGCAGCAACAUCACCAGCACCUGCCAAAUCCGCAGAAGUAAAACCGAAAGAUGUCACUAGCAAACGUGGUUUGUGGGAGACAAAGAGGGGCUCUGCGCCUGGCAAGUCUACCUAACAGGUGGUCAUUGGAAGCAAGUUUUUGGCAAAUGCAAGCGUGAGACCCUAACCAGUGACAUCCCAGUCGAGCCUUACCUGACCUCACAAGACUCUGCUACUGUAUGUGCAUCCAUGCCCCUUCAGCACACCUGCUCUUCACAUGCGAUUCACGCCACGAUGAGGAAGGAGGGUCCAGGUUGAGUGACAUCAGCACCAGCUUCCAGCUACGUGUCUUCAGUAUGAGUGGCUUUGCAUUGGUUGGGUAAAGUUUGGGAUUUUCCUUAAAAAAAUUAGAAAAAAUAAAAAAUAAUGUCAGUUUUGGGGGUUACAGAAGCUGACUGACGACGGUUUGACAUCUUCCUUUUGCUAUGACAGUGGAAAUGAUCAAGGCUUCGCAUCGGUGAAGUUUACGUCUAAGAAUUACAUCUAAGGAUGAUAUUUCUAAUACUGAGCAAGGCUAGCAGCUAGUAUAUGUAGUAUAGAAAAGUAGCACAAUCACACAGUACAUACCAGAUUCAACCACUAUCUCUGGUUCUUCUCUCCAGGGUUUAUUUCUGUAGUUUCGUGUCAUUAAAUAGCCACAACGCCUGUUCAUAUAAGAGGUCCAACGGCACGCAGCAAUGAAAAGUUUUCUCCAGUGUUCUACCUGCCAUUGGCCCGUCCCAUGUAUGAUUUGAUUAAUAAGCACCCAGGUGUCAAAGCCACAAUUUGAUUGAUUGAUGCUCGUGAUGAAGACUGAAAAGUUGAACAACUUCUGAUGCGAGCAAAUGUUUCCAAAGCUAUGCAGCAACUUCCGCAAUUCAGCCUGGCGACACUCGACGUCCCCCUUUCAAAAUCAAUGUACAGCACAGCAGUGCUGCUGACACCUGAGAUACAGUACAUACCUGCAAUCAGUUCUCACUUCCUACUUGUCACGUAGUGGAGUUCUGUCUGGAUCAAACCGUGUUGGUUUUUCAUC